Ilex paraguariensis (yerba mate) is the source of this 1099-nucleotide messenger RNA. The record is from the annotation of a GenBank genome assembly. NCBI's taxonomy places the organism in Eukaryota, Viridiplantae, Streptophyta, Magnoliopsida, Aquifoliales, Aquifoliaceae.
AUGGAGAAGAUAAAGCACAAAUACUUGGAAGUAAGGGGGCUCAAACUUCAUUUCGCCGAGAUCGGAGAAGGUCCUGCUGUGGUGUUCCUACAUGGAUUCCCUGAGAUAUGGUAUUCGUGGCGGUAUCAAAUGAUUGCAGUAGCUAACGCUGGAUUUCGAGCAAUAGCUCCUGACUACAGGGGCUAUGGUCUCUCUGAAAAGCCGGCAGAACCAGAGAAAGUAACAUUCAGAGACCUUGUUGAUGAUCUACUUGUGCUCCUUGAUUCACUUGGUAUCCCCAAGGUUUUUCUUGUUGCCAAGGACUUUGGACCUCGACCAGCUUACCACUUUGCACUCCUUUAUCCAGACAGGGUCUCAGCAGUUGUGACCCUAGGUGUACCAUUCAUGGUCACUGGUCCAGAAGGAAUCUCUCUAGAUACCCUCCCAAAAGGCUUCUAUUUCUUGAGAUGGCGGGAGCCAGUGAGAGCUGAAAAGGACUUUGGCCGCUUUGAUGUCAAGACUGUGGUGAAAAACAUAUAUAUCCUCUUCACAAGAAGUGAAUUACAAGUAGCUAGCGAGGAUCAGGAGAUAAUGGACUUGGUUGAUCCAUCCACGCCGCUUCCCCCCUGGUUCACCGAGGAAGAUCUUGAAAACUAUGCAGCUCUAUAUGAGAAAUCCGGUUUUCAAACUGCACUGCAGGUGCCAUACAGGGGUUGGCUCGAAGACUAUGGAGUUGAAGAUCAGAAAGUGACAGUUCCGGCAAUGCUGAUCAUGGGUGAAAAGGAUUAUGUAUUAAAAUUUGGGAGAUUAGAGGAGUACAUAAGGAGUGGUAUAGUCAAAAAAUAUGUUCCUGAUUUGGAGGUAGUGUUCAUACCAGAGGGAAACCAUUUCGUCCAAGAGCAGUUGCCUGACCAGGUGAACCAGCUCCUUAUCACUUUCCUCAACAAGCACAUUUGAUCAAUCACCCUGCUAAUACUUUCCAAAGGAUUGGGAGGCACUACCAUUCUCAACUUCCUAUGUAUUAAUGUGGUAUAUGGAUUGAAUUUCCUUUCUAUGUUUUCCUUUUGAGUAGUCUUUGUAUAUUGAAUAAGGAAUGACUACAGUAUCAAAAGAGGCGUUG